GAAUUAAAUAGAUUAAAUGGGGUAAGAUGCGGGAAAUAACUCUUUUAUAUUAACAAAACCACAAAGAAGAUUGGGCUGGGUUUGGAAUGGUGUUAAAGCCGAAUCCUUUUUCCCCCUCCGUGGCCCAAAGUAAAUUGUCACAGAUAAACGAACAGAAACGUGAAACCGAUAGACAGCAGCAGAAAACACAGCCGAACAGAAAGGACCAAAAGACACCAAUACAAUUUAGCCGUUGAAUAAGCGGAAAAACAAAAGAGCAAGAGAGGAAUGUGUUCAUCCUUAAUGCUACGUCGUUUCUUCUGCUUCAAUGCAGCAUCAUCAUCAUCAGUAGCAGCCGUUUCUUCUUCUUCUUCUCCUACUUCCAAGAAAAAGUCACUUGUCUUCUUGGGUUCCCCUCAGGUCUCUGCAACAGUUCUUGAUGCUCUCUUCAAUGCCUCUGCUGCACCAAGUUCCUCUUUUGAGGUUGCAGCAAUUGUUACUCAGCCGCCUUCUAGAAGAGAUAGGGGCAGAAAGGUGAUGCCUUCACCAGUGGCACAGUAUGCUCUUGACAGAGGCUUUCCUUCUGGCCUCAUCUUCACACCGGAACAUGCUGGAGAGGAGGCCUUCUUGUCCAGUUUGACAACUUUGCAGCCUGAACUUUGCAUUACAGCGGCAUAUGGGAAUAUUUUACCCACCAAAUUUCUGAAUAUUCCAUCAUUAGGAACAGUAAAUAUACACCCAAGUCUACUGCCACUGUACCGUGGUGCCGCUCCUGUUCAAAGAGCUCUUCAGGAUGGUGUCAAAGAAGCGGGAGUCUCGUUAGCAUUUACUGUACGUGCAUUAGAUGCUGGACCUGUCAUUGCCCGUGAAAGUCUGGAAGUUGAUGACCAAAUUAAGGCACCAGAUUUGCUGGCAUUACUAUUUUCUGAAGGUUCUAAACUUCUUAUUAGCAAACUUCCUUCCAUAUUCGACGGAUCAGCUAAGGUGCAUGCAGAACCUCAAGAUGAUUCUAAAGCUACCUUGGCUCCUAAGAUAACUCCUGAAGAAUCAUGGCUAUCCUUUGAUGAUGAAGCUUUAGUCCUACAUAAUAAGGUUCGUGCAUUUGCAGGCUGGCCAGGAACCCGAGCAAAAAUUUUAGUUGUUAAUGACAAAAGUAGCAGCCAUAAUAUCCUGGAACUUAAAAUCAUCACCACAAGAGUAGGGCCUGAUGAUAAUAUUCAGGGUAAUGAUGUAAAUGACAUUGCUUUUGUCAAGGGUGCACUGGUAUUUCCAUGUGGAGGAUGCACAACUCUUGAGGUAUUGGAGGUUCAACUUCCUGGUAAGAAGGUAAUAACUGCAGCCGCCUUUUGGAAUGGUUUACGUGGUCAAAAGCUAAAGACAUUAUAACAGAGGAGGCAUUUUACAUAAGAGCGGCAGUUUGCGCAACCUAUCACCAUGGUCAGCACAAAGAGCAAAAAGUGGUAAAUAGUCUCCUUGUUUUCUAAAUUUUUUUGUUGUCAUUUGAUUCAUACAUAAAAAUGGUUCUUUUAAGCAAAUUCAGAAUCUAGUUUUUCAAUGAAGUGAUUAUUUUUUCGGUUAUAAGCUGUGACUAUUAAUUGAGGAACUAAGUGCCUGAGCUUGGAGCAUUUAUUCAUCACCUUGAUGAAGAGCAUGUUAGGUGAUAACUACAUGGGAUUAAUUGCUUGGGAUUUUAUUUUGGGUGUUCAUCUGUGAGAAUGAAGUAAAUUAACUGUCAAUAUUCUAGCAUAUAUCAUUGUACAUCAUAAAGGAUUUGAUCUGUUUAGGGCAUGAUACUAUUUGACAAAGAAUAAGGUGUCCUUAACAAUGUAGCUGUUGGUCAAUUGUUCAUUCUGGGGGCAGCUAAUUGCAUUGCCCAAGAGGACAGAUUAUCAUCUUCAGUUUGCGAGACUUGAACCAAAGGAAUGUUGCUAUUACUUUACAUUUAAGCUAUCGGAGAAUGUUGUAUCUGACAGCUCUAAUGUUCAGUAUGCAGGUCUUUGUCAUACGGACAAACUACGCAGGACAUUAUCAAAUUUGAUAUGUAGUAAAGAAAACAAUCAUUGGGUAAGACUUAUCAAAACGUGAAAGUUUACAACUUGGCCAAAUUUAAAGCAUUUGGCACCUGCCACCAAUCUAUGGCAAGUGCAUAAAGUUCAUAGCUUUAUCAAGCUUACAAUGAAGACAUGAAAGCAAGGAAUAUGCAAUACAUACAGUGAUGACCACAUGGUAACCUUGUAAGGGCACAUAAAAAUGCUCAUUUCUCAACGCAAAUGGAAAAGAAGAGAAGCAAAUUGUGAUGGACGGCCCAAAAGGCGCGUUGCAGUCCAUGGUGAAGAAAGAGAGUUUGAAAUUCGGACGGUAGUCCAUGAUUCUCUAUUGCUCGAGUUAGGCUGGGCAUCUGAGAAAGAGCUCCUUCUUUUUCACUUUUGGGAGUACAAGCAAAAUGGUUUACGCGAUUAUUGUCACUAAAUUGCUUAUUCUUUUAGAAUGUUGACUACCAGAAAUGUGUUUGGAAUUUUGCAUACAGCUAUGUUACCGAACCACGAUUCUAAU
Messenger RNA from Theobroma umbraticum, 2532 nucleotides. It is a transcript of the gene PDE194, whose product is annotated as formyltransferase. Lineage: Eukaryota; Viridiplantae; Streptophyta; Magnoliopsida; Malvales; Malvaceae. Gene Ontology annotation, cellular component: mitochondrion. Gene Ontology annotation, molecular function: methionyl-tRNA formyltransferase activity. The record is from RefSeq and is a predicted model, not a curated record. Gene Ontology annotation, biological process: conversion of methionyl-tRNA to N-formyl-methionyl-tRNA; biosynthetic process.